CUCCCCGCCGUAACCACACACCAACAACGAUCGUCGUCGUCUCGUGCGGCCCCGACACGUGCGUUGCUGGUAGUUACAGUGAGUGAUAGUGAGCCAUGGCGACGAUGAGAGCCGCCGCCGCGCUGCUUGGCGCCGUGGUGCUGCUGUGCGCGCUCCGUCACGGCGGGGCGCAGCGGUACGAGGCCAUCUACAGCUUCGGCGACUCCAUCUCCGACACCGGCAACCUCUGCGUCGGCGGCUGCCCGUCGUGGCUCACCACGGGCCAGUCGCCCUACGGGGAGACUUUCUUCAAGCGCCCCACCGGCCGCUGCUCCGACGGCCGCGUCAUCGUCGAUUUCCUCGCCGAGCACUUUGGGCUGCCGCUGCUGCCGGCGUCCAAGGCCGGCGGCGACUUCAAGAAGGGCGCCAACAUGGCGAUCAUCGGCGCCACCACCAUGGACUUCGCCUUCUUCCAGUCCAUCGGCCUCAGCGACAAGAUCUGGAACAACGGGCCCCUGGACACCCAGAUCCAGUGGUUCCGGAAGCUCCUCCCGUCGGCCUGCGGCAAGGACUGCAAGAGGCACCUCUCCAAGUCCCUGUUCGUAGUGGGCGAGUUCGGCGGCAACGACUACAACGCGGCGCUCUUCUCCGGUCGCACCAUGGCCGACGUGAGGGGCUACGUGCCGCGGGUCGUCAGCCACAUCGUCCGUGGCCUCGAGAACAUGAUCAGACUAGGCGCGAUGGACGUGGUGGUGCCGGGGGUGCUCCCCAUCGGGUGCUUCCCGAUCUACCUGACCCUCUACGGCACCUCCAACGCCGGUGACUACGACGGCGACGGGUGCCUCAAGAGCCAGAACGAGCUCUCCGCCCACCACAACUCGCUGCUCCGGCGGAGCCUCGCCAACCUCCAGAGGACCUACCCCCGCACCAGGAUCAUGUACGCCGACUUCUACGCGCAGGUCAUCCAGAUGAUCCGGGCCCCUCAGAAUUUCGGCCUCAAGUACGGGCUGAAGGUGUGCUGCGGCGCCGGCGGGCAGGGCAAGUACAACUACAACAACAAGGCGAGGUGCGGCAUGGCCGGGGCGAGCGCCUGCGCCGACCCACAGAACUACCUCAUCUGGGACGGCAUCCACCUCACGGAGGCGGCGUACCGUUCGAUCGCCAACGGGUGGCUCAAGGGCCCCUACUGCAGCCCCCGCAUCCUGCGCUGAUCAUUUUUAUUUAUGGAUUCGUUGUUUUAUUUAUUUACUUUAUUGACUUGAUGAUGCGUUUUCUGAUCAAGUGUGGUGGGAUCAAUCGAUGCGUCAUGUGUGUGUGUGUGUGGAUGUAACAGCUAAUAUAUAUGAUGGAUGUUCAUGGGGUAAUUAAUUAAUUAUUAGGUUGCCUCCGGAGAAUGAAUAAAUAAAACUAUAGAUGUGUUGUUUGAGGUAA
Messenger RNA from Triticum urartu, 1410 nucleotides. Its product is annotated as GDSL esterase/lipase At5g45910. The record is from RefSeq and is a predicted model, not a curated record. NCBI's taxonomy places the organism in Eukaryota, Viridiplantae, Streptophyta, Magnoliopsida, Poales, Poaceae. Gene Ontology annotation, molecular function: hydrolase activity, acting on ester bonds.